This is a messenger RNA of Drosophila willistoni, 2922 nucleotides long. RefSeq lists its product as uncharacterized. The record is from RefSeq and is a predicted model, not a curated record. Bases 607 to 2157 code for a protein of 516 amino acids. Gene Ontology annotation, cellular component: membrane. Lineage: Eukaryota; Metazoa; Arthropoda; Insecta; Diptera; Drosophilidae. The transcript is spliced from 3 exons.
AGUAUAACGGUAUAUGUCGACGGCAAUGGAUCACAGGGCGCCAAUCCACUACGGAAGCAACGAUUGAGAGAACUAUUUUUUCUCACACACAAAAAAAAAGUGAUUGCAAUUUGAAAUAAAAGUGCAGCAUUUGACAUUUCGAAUGAGCAAUGCAAGUCGCUAGAUAUCUUAUCUAACACUUACUUGACCCACAUAGACCCAAAGGUGCCGUUAACUAAUGAAAAUUGUCGACAAUAUUGCACGCCCACGCAAAUCUGCUGCGGUCCCCUUUGUGUGCAGAGUGCAAAUUAGGGAGCAACCACCAGCUGCCCGAGAGUUCUAACCGUGUGUGUGUAUGUGAAUGUGAGACAGUGUGUGUGUGCGCUAAAAUCAAUAAACUCUGUCGUCGUCGUCGUUGGCGUCGUUGCUUGUGCGUUGAAAGGGCAAGACAUAUUAACCGGUGGCCAUAUGGUGGCAACUGUUCAUUGUUAGUUAGCCAAAUUGCCACACAAAUAGUUAUAAAAUACGAAUAAAAGGAAUAAAGACAAAUCGAACUAAAGGAAUUGAAAUUGGAAUUGCAAUUGAAGGCAGAGAGACAAGUGCGUGUGACAUAUUGAAGAGUGCAACAUGGCCAUGUCUAUGGCCUGUGCCUUGGCUGCAGCCAUAUUGUGCAGCAUAUUGGGUCACUGCGAAAUGUCCGUUUACCCAGGAUUACGUCGUCGUCCCAUUCAGCAACCGGUGGCCAUAGAUCCUCAAUAUGAACAGGAAUAUGCGUUUCUAGCCCAGAUGAUGGAGCAGCAUGCCCGACGACGGCUCCAGCAGCAAUUUGAUCAGCAAUUGCAUGAGAUCAAUAUGAAAAUGGAUCGUCAGAGGCAACUGUUGGAGCGGGAACGCUAUCGCCAGCGUCAGCAGGAGUUGCAGGUGGAGCGGGAGGCGGAAGAAGAUGAAUAUGGCAAUAAUUUGGAGAAUCAACAGUACGACCAGUACGAUAAUGUGGAGGCGGAAGGCUACUAUGGCAGUCCAAUGGAUGGAAUGCCCGCUCAGGCGCCCAUGCCUCCAAUGCCCCCGAUGCAAUCGAUUUAUCUGCCAACCACACACUCCGAACGAUUAGAUGAUAAUAUCAGACGAAAUAAAGCCCAAAAGGAGCGCAUUCCAUUCGCUGUGGGUCCCAACGAUGCCCGCUUCUUUGACAAUCCCAAUGAUCCUUCGGGUGAACUGGACUCUCGGGCUCUCGAUGAUUACGAGGAGUAUGCUCCCCUAGAGCCAACAGUAGCUUCCGCCACACCGCGCAGCAAAGUGGCCACUCCAGUGUCCGCACCAGUUCCAGUCGAACCGCCAAAACUUUUAGAUGCCUCCAAUGCCAAUUUCCAUCGUAUUAAUCCUCAAACAGCAGCCGCUGCAGCUGUGGCUGGAGCCAGUGCAUCCAAUUCACAUGAAAUCAAUGCACUGAUUGAUAAACUUCAAAAGCAAAGCAAAUCCUCACAUCAUCCGCAACUAACAAUGGCCAAUGGAGUUGCCGGCGGAGAGGCGGCCGAGCAAAUUGUUCUCAGACAACAUCUGGGCAUGAAUAGCGAAAUGGGCGUCUAUAUAGUGGCUUUAAUAGCGGGAGUUAGUGCAGCUGUUACCGUGGGAUUGCUAGCCUUGGGAGUCACCUGGUUUCACAACCGCAGCAAGGCAGCCGCUGACGUAGAUUAUCCUGCUUAUGGUGUAACAGGACCCAAUAAGGAUGUUUCGCCGUCGGGCGAUCGCAAGUUGGCCCAAAGUGCACAAAUGUAUCAUUAUCAGCAUCAGAAGCAACAGAUUAUAGCCAUGGAGAAUUGUCAGGCGACCGAUGGCAGUUGCGGUCUUUCGGAUGUGGAGAGCGACGAUGACAAUGAAGAGGGCGAUUACACGGUGUACGAGUGUCCCGGCUUGGCUCCCACUGGUGAAAUGGAGGUAAAGAAUCCACUCUUCCUGGACGAAACGCCAGCCACGCCGGCUAACAAUUUGGCAACCAAUUCGUCGUCGAACGGCCCAUCGAAUGGAACAUCGGGAACGAAUAACAAUAUUACUCAGGCCACGCCCCAGCAACCGGCUACGGUUAAGAAGGGUUCGAUCAAACCGAAUAUGAAUCUAUUGAAUGCCGCCGCCUCGGCGGUGGCCAAAGAGGAGCAAAAGAAGCGCAAGAGUAAGAAGUAAAUCUCCAAAAGGUGUUACACUUUUUUUUUCUUAGAACCAUUGUCAGCCAAUUUGGAAAAGAACAAACUAUAUAGACAUUUCAAAAGCCGGACGGAUGUAUGUAUUCCUAACAAAGAAACAAACAAAAAAAAAAAGAAACAAAAAGAUUACAGUAGAUGAGUCCAUGGAAUUUAAUUCCUGUAAAAGACAAGGACGAACAAGGACACUAACAUACACAAAACACAUACAAACACACAGACUUACAUAACAGACACGCAACUGAAAAACUGUCUCUAAUCUUCCUCUAAUGCAUAAGAAUUCUCCUUAUCACACAUAUGAUACACAUAGUUAUGUAUAUUGUAUCGUAAUCGUAUCGCUAUGAUGUAAGAUGUGCACGUCCUCCCCCCCCUAACCUACCCCUCUAUCCGUACCCCUACUCUACCCCUCCUCAAUCACACCCUCCAGAAGACCCCAAGCUGUGCUGUCAAUCUGUCCAUCAAAAACAGAUGCAGGUGGCUUGUGGCUUUGGCUAUUAUACUUAUAAUAUAUGCAUAUAUGUAUUAUAUUAUGAAGAUAUUUAUAAAAAUGAUUCUAUUUACAAUCCAAGAUGUGUACUUAUUAUUGUAUUUUGUAAUUUAAAACAAAUUUAUAUCAAACAAAAAACAAAAACAAAAAUUGAGAAAACUUUCAACUUUUUUGGUGUCUGCAACAAGAAUCAAUUUAUGGGUAAAUAUUUUAAAGUCUGCAAAAACAAAAAAAAAGAAAACUAACAAGAACAACAAACUA